AUGAUCUCGCGGAAAUCCUCGUCGCAACUAUCAACAACCUCUUCGUCUUCUUCGACAAAGUCAUCUUCACCCGCGACAAGCAUAGCGGAUUGCGAUUGCGACGCAAAGGGGAAGAUGUCGUCGGCGGAGAACUCUCCGCCAACCAGGCCGCUGAGCGUUGCGAUACCAGCCGAUGUGCAAGGACCGUACUGCCCACGAAGACCUGGCCUACGUGAGAUAUUAGCAAAUACGUCGCCGGCGCCAUGGACCCUUGCCGCCUUCAUGGCGUAUCUGUCGAACAAUCACUGCUUGGAGAUUCUGGAAUUUACUAUGGAUGCUGGACGGUACCGAAAACAUUUUCAAAAGAUGAUGUCGAGAGCUACGAAUGGCGCACCUCCAGCCAAGGACAGAGAGUAUGUCCAGGCACUAUGGCAGCGGCUGGUCGAUGCCUACAUCCGACCCAAUGGCUCACGAGAAGUCAACCUCCCGUCGGAUGUCAGAGAUCCCAUUCUGCUACUUACUGGCGGCGCUUUGCCACCGGUGCCAGAAUCGCUGGACGAGGCCGUGCAAAAGACGUACGAGUUGAUGGAGGACGCGUAUCCUCAAACCGCCCUGCCAGUCGUGUCAUCAUACCCCGAAGGACGAUCAACAUAUGAAGACCGAUCAUCUUUCCAGCGGAGAAAACGACACACGCGCAGUUCGCCACCUCCACAAUCGGCUGUGGAGCCACACGCGCAUUCUUACACCGCUCCAGCUUUCGUGAACAGGAAAUCUGCACCUUCGACCCUGACCACCUCGCUUAACAAGUCACGUUUCAGCGUGAAGCUCUCGCCGACCACUUCCUCGCCAGCAGGAUCCGCGGCACAGUCAAAUAUUGAUGCGGUCUCAGAUCUCAAUCUGACUGCUUCCGGGUCAAAUAGUGCAGGGCAAGGCCUGACAGACGACACGGGCAGCACCGAUAGUCCAGCCAACGAGUCGCCGAUGACGCCACCCACCAGUCCACCCAUGAGUGAUGUGAGCCCCAAGCGGGACUCGGGCAUGUGGGGAUUGAAGAAGCUGGGUCGGUUGAGUGGCAUGAAAGUCGGCAAGAAGAAGAGUUCGGGCGGGAUCAGGUCGGAGGAGCAAUAA
Messenger RNA from Recurvomyces mirabilis, 1107 nucleotides. RefSeq lists its product as uncharacterized. The transcript has 2 exons. The coding region runs from base 1 to 1107 and encodes 368 amino acids. The record is from RefSeq and is a predicted model, not a curated record. NCBI's taxonomy places the organism in Eukaryota, Fungi, Ascomycota, Dothideomycetes, Mycosphaerellales, Teratosphaeriaceae.